AUGGACCAAGCUGGAGAGGAACGCCCACAUUUCGAGCACAUCUCCAAUCCAGGGAGCCUGUUUGGCUGCCAUCCUCAAAGCACUGGAUGGGGCCCUUCUAGCUGCGAUAAAGAAGUGCGGUCGGAGUGCUUGGCUGCCUUGGCUCACUUGCCGUUCGAGCCAAACGUGCGCCCGUCGCUCUUCUCCCACCAGCUCUUUCGGGCUUGUGACUUCACCUUUCAUGUACAGCAGGCUCGCUUUGCACGCAUUCACGCGCGUCACAGGGCUUUCAGCGAGUGGUCGGUGCAACCCACAAAUGAAUGGGCGGUGGAGGCCGAGAUUCCUCUGUCUCAGUUGUACAAGCACGCUGUGGAGAGUGGAAAGAUCAAGGUAAAGGAUUUGGCGUGGCGCGGUGAACUGCGCACGUACAACAAGCAGGCCGACCAAAUCCGCACGAAGCUGCCGGUGGCUCUUCAGAAUCUUUCGUCCAACUUUGACUAUUACUGGGUGACGACGCAGGAUGAUGAUCUUAUUAAGGAGCAGAUGCUCAACAGCUCAGAGCCAAUUGACGUUGCGGCCACGGACCAGGUGCUGGCGUGCUUGAUGGCAGCGCCUCAGUCCAAAUACUCGUGGCACUUGCACUUGACUAAGGUCGAGGGCAAAUUGCUUAUUGACAAAGCGAACGGCUCUAUUGUCGAUUUGCUGACGGUCAAUGAAACGGCGAGUGAACCUCCCAUGCAGGAUGCAGAAAACCGUCUUAACAGGCCUGCUGCACUCGGCUUCGAAGCGGUAAAAAUCAACCAGAAUCUUCGCCAGCAGCUGCUUGUCAAGGGCGAAGAGCCUGUCAAGUUCCCACCGCCACCAUUCGUGGAGACUGGAGACAACCCUGCAUCUAUUGCGUACAGGUAUCGUAUGUUCACAAUCCCAGGAAGGACAGCCGGCACAGGCGGCGGCAAAUCAAGACAGCCGAUCAACAUUGUCACCAGGACGGAAGUUAACGCUAAGCUGCCUCAGCCUGCCGAUGGGUCGCGGAAGCCCACUCCUGGUGACGACACGACGACAGGGGGCCACAACAAGCGCGAGAAGGAAGAUAGCGACCCAUUCGGAAAGGAUGGCGGCGGAUAUGUUUACAUUUGUGCCCUCAAUGAAUACGACAUUAAGGGUCAACGGAACUGGCGUGUGCAGAUGGAGACUCAAAGAGGAGCUCUCCUGGCCACCGAAGUCCGUAACAAUGCUUGCAAACUGAAGAAGUUCGUGGCUUCAGCCAUGAUGGCCGGUUGCGAUGACCUCAAGCUUGGAUUCGUUUCAAGAAAAGCAAACAAUGACAACGAGCACCACGUCGUGUUGAGCGUGCAGUCUUACCAGACGCGGGAUCUGGGUCUGCAAAUCGGUCUGAAGCCGGAUAACGCCUGGGGUAUUGUGCGGGCCAUUGUCGACAUGGUGAUGGAGAAGCCCGAUGGCCGAUACGUCUUAUUGAAGGACCCCACAAAGCCAGUGAUGCGGCUGUACUCGCGACCUGAAGAGGAGGACGAGGACGCAGAGGAGGAGGAGGAGAAGGCAGUAGAGCCCAGGACCGAAGAACGUGAGGCGAAUAGAAACGAGGAGGAGUGA
This is a messenger RNA of Neospora caninum, 1590 nucleotides long. RefSeq names its product eukaryotic translation initiation factor 3 subunit 7-like protein, related. Gene Ontology annotation, cellular component: eukaryotic translation initiation factor 3 complex; cytoplasm. NCBI's taxonomy places the organism in Eukaryota, Apicomplexa, Conoidasida, Eucoccidiorida, Sarcocystidae. The transcript has 10 exons. The record is from RefSeq and is a predicted model, not a curated record. Gene Ontology annotation, molecular function: translation initiation factor activity. Gene Ontology annotation, biological process: translational initiation. Bases 1 to 1590 code for a protein of 529 amino acids.